AUGCUAAAAUAUCAAUUCCUAAUGAUUAGAUUUAUAUUCUUUGUUGAAGUUGGCAUGAUAAAGAUGGAUGGAUUAAUUUAGAAGAAUUAGGGUAGACUUUAAAUGAUACUUGGAUAGAGAAGAAGUAAUAGUAGAAUCUUAUUAAAUAAUUAUUUAAUAGAUUGAAUGGGAAAGUGAAUAUGGAAAGUUUUAUCAAUGCUGGGGUGAAAUGUAAUAAAUGUUAUAAAUAUUUAAGAUUUUACCAUGAAAUCGAUCUAUAUAGUAAGGGUUUCUUUCCAUAUUGGGAAAUGUAUAACCAUUACGAAGAGAAUGAAAAUUUACUAAAAAUAAUGA
This is a messenger RNA of Paramecium pentaurelia, 333 nucleotides long. Lineage: Eukaryota; Ciliophora; Oligohymenophorea; Peniculida; Parameciidae. The record is from the annotation of a GenBank genome assembly.